UUGCAGAAGGUGACCGACGAGGCUCCGUGUUAUGACGACCCCCAACAAAGGAAACAAGGCCUUAAAGGUGAAGCGAGAGCCGGGCGAGAAUGGGACCAGCUUGACGGAUGAGGAGCUGGUGACCAUGUCCGUGCGGGAGCUGAACCAGCAUCUGCGGGGCCUGUCGAAGGAGGAGAUCAUCCAGCUGAAGCAGCGCCGGCGCACGCUGAAGAACCGGGGCUAUGCGGCCAGCUGCAGAGUCAAGCGCGUAACCCAGAAGGAGGAACUGGAGAAGCAGAAGGCCGAGCUGCAGCAGGAAGUGGAGAAGCUGGCCUCCGAGAACGCCAGCAUGAAAAUGGAACUGGAUGCUCUCCGCUCCAAAUACGAGGCGCUCCAGAACUUCGCUAGAACCGUGGCCCGGAGCCCCGUGACCCCCGUGCGGGGGCCGCUUACCUCCAGCGUGGGGCCCCUGGUCCCUGGCAAGGUUGCUACCACUAGUGUCAUCACGAUAGUGAAAUCCAAAACGGACGCCCGGUCUUAGUGAAGCGAGUGUCGCCUGAGCUUGUCUGUGCAGGGCAAUUAGGCACAAAACCAGCCUGGAAUCCCCAAAGCACAAACCCUCCCGCACGGGUCCGGGUUCCUCCCGCUUGGCCCGCGACCGGCCUGCUGAUCACUCCGGUUUUGUUGUGUUGUGUUCGGA
Molecule: messenger RNA, 679 nt
Organism: Tinamus guttatus (white-throated tinamou)
Lineage: Eukaryota; Metazoa; Chordata; Aves; Tinamiformes; Tinamidae
Source: RefSeq, a predicted model, not a curated record